GCCAAAUUCGGCUAACUUAUUCGUAUUAUUAUCUGCGCUGAAAGUUUUUAUUUCUAGAUAGUUUGUUGUGUUCAUCGACGUGUUCGUGAGUGUGCAUCUGCUAACCUAUGGUAAGAGAGAGCUUAAUUGAUUUACUGAGUCUUCCUUCUCUACAGAAAGCAAGUAUCCUUUGUCAGCUAAAAUUCUUGUUCCAGCUGUUUUUGACUUCCUGCUGAGAUUCUUAUGUUUUCAAGGCCAACGUUCUCGAAUACUUCGAACUAGAUCCACAUUUUUAUUGACAGGAUUAAAGAACUUUGAUUUUCUGCUGAGUAAAUGGACAGCUUUCCAUUGCCAGUCUUCAACUUGAUAGAGUCUGAAGAUGAAGAAGAUCAUGAGGUUCUUGAAGUCCAAGAAGUCAAAAGCACUAGAUAUGAUCAUUUGCACAAGCUGUUGAAUGAUAGGAGCCUUUCACUACCUACUCACAAUCCCAAUACCAUUCUUAAAAAGCUUGAAGCCAUAGCUGAAGAAAACUUGUUAAAAAAGGAUCUGAAAGAAACAUGUUGCACUUUGCCUGGAAAUCCAAGAUCAACCUUUUUAAUGGUUUUCAGUCCAGAUGGCUCCAAAGUUGCUUCAUCACAUGGUGACCACAACAUCAAUGUGACAGACCUAAGAACAAGCAAGUGCAUCUCCACCCUGACAGGGCAUCCUCGCACACCAUGGUGCAUUGCCUUCCAUCCCCAUCGUAAUGACAUUCUUGCAUCAGGAUGUCUAGGAGGGCAAGUUCGUGUCUGGGAUUUAUCUGGAGGAAGUGAAAUGUGGUCUGUUACUGCUACAGAAGUGACAACAGUUAUAGCGUCCUUGGCUUUUCAUCCUAGUGAAAGGUUGCUCGUAAUUGCUACCAAUAGUACACUGUAUUUCUGGGAUUGGAAUAUUCCCCAACCGUUUGCUAAGUGCAGCACAGCGAAUGAGAAGCAAAAGCUAAGAUAUGUUAGUUUCGAUCCAUUGGGUAACUGGUUACUCACAGGAAUAUCGAAUACUUUUGGCACGUCCGCAUCGUUCGCUCCUGGGACCACCUCGUCCCUGUCGGGUAGUUCCUUGACACUAGGAGGCCCUGGUCAAGUAACUCAUCCGAUUAAUUACAGAAUGGAACGCAAUGAACAGGAACGGGAACGUAACCUUCAGAGUCGUUAUCAAACAUUGCUUGACCAGUACGAAAGAUUGAGGGUUCGCUAUCAGGAACUACGUCAUCGCGCUGCGGAACUAGAACUGAACGCCAGUUCCAGUCAGAGUACUAGCACCGGAACGGUAGCUUCGUUUAGCAUGAAUAACGAUGCUCCAUCAUCUGCUCCUACCGUUGCUACCAUUAAUGUUCCCGUGGUUGAGCAAUCCACGAUCAACAGGACUAGUCCACCCCUUCCUACACCUGAUACUUCAUUAUUGAACACGUCUUCAUCCAGCGAUCGAUUCUGGCGUACGCUGAUGAAUGCAGCUGAAAAUCUGCGAGCCCUAAGCAAUAUCGGUCGAACUUUAAACACCAAUCAACGACAGGCAGGUGGACCAGCAGAAGGUCCUUCGAGAUCGAGUGGAGCCUCCUUAGACCAAGAUGCUCGAAUGAGAAUUCAGCUCCUCAGCCGACAUAUCGAAAAUAUGCAACGCAUUUGCCGUUCUCACCUUGAAAUGACUCGUCAUCGACGCCAAGUUUAUCGAUUGCAGCAAAUCCGUCGCAUUCUGGAAGACCUGAGGGAGCAAAUUCGUUACCUUCAGGUUUGCGUCAGAGAUAGUCUGGAUCUUGUGUCUCGUUUGCGGACGAGCCCAGCAGGAAGCAGCACGUCCUUGUCGGCCCAACGUCCAACUUCUAGUCAUCGUGAAUCUACUGCCUUUGCCAAUAAUCGUGAGACUGCUGGCACCAGUACCGCCGGCUCAAAUCACGAAGGUGAUUUACAGUUCACCAGCAAUGGCAGAAUGGUGAUGGGAUCGCGGGCGUAUUCGCCAAUUCAAUGCCGACGUUUCACCAAUUAUUUAUUUGGGCGUUUACGGCGAAUCGGACUCCAACAUCAUCGUGAUAAUCCGAGAUUACGCCAUAGUUUUGUGGCGGGACGAGAAGCCAGAUAUCCGAUCCGGUUGGGUCUUUAUCGUGGCGAUUCGAGCUCUUUGUCUGGCAAUCCUGUCGAACAGAUUGAUCCCCAGCCAGGACCUUCACGUGAUUAUUCGAUGGGAACUGAGUGUGAAUUUGACGAAGUGAUGCCCAAUCUCGAACGAGGACUGGGAUCGAGCAGUAAUUCGUUUGGAUGGAGGAGGUCCCGAUUCUCGCGGAUGUCGCGGCGAAACAAUAACAUUAAUCUGAUGCAUCCAACGCACAGAAGCAAUUCCCUUCUUCAUACUCGUCAUUCAGGCAUCCAGCGACGCAAACCUUCGCUUCUUAGUCGCAUUUUCCACGGACGUACGCUCCAAAAUCAAAUCAGAUCGUUGGCCACGUAUCACUCGACAUUGGAAUCCACCGCACCCGUGAAUCUGGAAUCUGGACGUCCAAGCGAUCAGUCCUUGCGUCCCUUGAUGGAGCGUCUGGAAUCGCAUUUUAGGCUUCAACGACAGACAAUGGGCAUUUUAGCCCAGUUAAACGAGGCAGCCGUUGCUAACGGCAUUGGGAGCAAUGUCGAAGGGAACAACCCGACUCCAGCAGCAACACCUGGAGAGAAUUCUGUUGACGGUGGUGGUUUGCCCACGGCUAGUUUUAGUGAUAGUAGCGUAUCUUCUCGCGGCGGGCCGUGGGCCUCUAAUGUCCUUCACAGUAUCCGCCAUUUUCGAGCAAGAAGGGACGCCUUUGAAAGAGCACGUUCUUUCGAAUCCAGAUUGUCUUCAAACAGCAAUGCGGAUCGUUUUCAACCGCCGAGACGAAUGGAUAGCAACAUCGGAAUUCCUCCUCGUUUCCGCCCGUCACGUCCGUUUGAAGAUGAAGACAGCUCUGAUACUGACACAGACGUGGCGGCAGAGUCGGCGAAUCCAGCAGCUAAUCGUUGGCGUCAAUCCAGUCCAAUCCGUUCGCCACGAGGUGUAGAGCAGCGCAUGAGGCUCUUGUGGAGAGAAUAUUUGUCGCAAGUUGUCCACGUCCAACUGAACAGCAUGGGUGAAAGCACCAGCCAGCAACCUGGCACAGCGCAAGAGAGUGGCGAUAACGAUCAAGAACGAACACGUUAUCGUUUAUGGCUCUCGACUAUGGUUGAAAGUCUAACGAGUUUCUUUUCCCAGCAUGGAAUCAAUUCCUCUGAUUCAGCCGAUGCAACGCCUCCUCCUCCUACCCCAUCGACGCCCAUCACUAGACCCUUACCUGGAACUCCUCUACCAUCUAGACCUGGAUCGUCAUCAGCUGCCGGUCAAUCGUUCCCUUACGUUUCACGUUUCUCCAACGCCAUGAGAGACGAAGGAUUCAUACCGGCCACAGAAGAAGGUCCGACAUCUCCGGUGAUGGCUCCGCGUUCUACUGCUGGUCCACACCACGCUCCACCUCCUUGGAGAGUAUUCCCGCGUGUAGGGCACGGUAUGGGUGGCAUAGGUGGAUCAGCUGGAGUUUCCUUUGGAAUUGGCGGAGCCGAUCAAGGUCCAGGACAGCAACGUUGGAACCUUCGUCGUAACGCCGAGUCGCAGGUUUCGCUCAGCGCUCAUUUGACGUACCGCAUCCAAGCUUGGGAUUUUUGCGCCAAAGACGGAUUCAUCCCCGAUAUCCGCGAUCCGCACGCUAACAUCGUCGUUCCCGAAAGUAAAAUUCAUAAUGACGCUAGUGUUGACGUAUCAGCCGAUGGACGAUUUCUCGUUACUCUCGUCCCUUGCACUUCUCUUACUGGAGCUCUCAUUAGUCUUCAUAGUCUAGAACCAUCACGACUGGGUUUGUGUCUGGCGCAGGUGAACGUUGAUCAGUUUGUUGUUUCGGUCAGCAUUUCGCCAACGUGUCGCCAUCUAUUGCUCGGUUUGGCAAGUUCUCGUGCUCUCUCCGUUACCAGUCGUGAUCACGCUCUUCCUACGCUCUGGGCCCAGGUGUAUCAAAUUCCUAUCAAAGUCUUUCAAACACAGAGAAAUGGAUCGUCAGCCAUUACUACUACUGCUGCAGCUGCCAGCUCAACUAGUGGUGCUGUUCAUAGCGUUGUUGGCGAUUUGACAGUUGAACAUCAUCAAAGUAGUCGUCAACUGUUGGAGAAAAAACCGAGCAUUCCACCACCGCAAGGUAGCCUGCUCCACGUGCGUGAUUUAAGUCAAACGGCUGAUGUUGGAUUGACCAGUCUUAACUGCAUUCGCUGGAUACCAACGGCCGGACAAGGGUUUGUAUUGGGCACUAAUAAGGGUCAUCUCAAAGUGAUUGGCUGAUUGACAGGAUUGUGUUUGUUUUUUGUUUUUUCUUUUCGUUUCUUUUUUAUAUGUAGGAGCUAUAAAAAUAAAUUUUCAGACGCGUU
Molecule: messenger RNA, 4421 nt
Organism: Daphnia carinata
Lineage: Eukaryota; Metazoa; Arthropoda; Branchiopoda; Diplostraca; Daphniidae
Exons: 13
Coding region: 313-4335 (1340 amino acids)
Biological process (GO): autophagy
Cellular component (GO): intracellular membrane-bounded organelle
Molecular function (GO): protein binding
Source: RefSeq, a predicted model, not a curated record